Acanthoscelides obtectus is the source of this 1046-nucleotide messenger RNA. The record is from the annotation of a GenBank genome assembly. Lineage: Eukaryota; Metazoa; Arthropoda; Insecta; Coleoptera; Chrysomelidae.
AUUUCAUAACGCACAAAGGUUUUUAGUCUACCACAGACAAUGGUCUUACCAAACAGUAUUUUUUAACAAAGCUAGUUUUAGUCGUUCAAACAUAGAUAUACAUGUUUGGUUUGCACUGAGUAUAAAUGCUAACAUUUAGCAAAAGAUAGAGAUAAAUUGAAUAGCUUGUUCCUACUCACAAGCAUAAUGCUCGAAAUUAACGUUAAGAAGGAACAUGGAUUCAAUUUCUAUUUGUAUGGGUCAUUGUUAACUGUUAACUUGGCUCUGUUUUCUUCGAGCACUACACUGGUAUGGUCAUCUCCAGUUAUACCUCAGCUGUUAUCUAACGACACCAAUGUCAACCCAUUAGAAGAACCAAUCACACCUGUCCAGCAAUCGUUAAUAGGUGGGCUUCCAUACUUCGGAGGCAUUCUUGGACCACUAUUGCUAGAAAGACUUUGUGAUAUAUUAGGAAGAAAGAAAACGUCAAUAAUACUGGCUGUUGUCACAUCCAUAGCUUUUGGGAUACUUGCUUUUGCAAAACACUUGUAUGCCUAUUACGCGUUGAGAACAAUAUUGGGAGGACUUCUCUUCUACUGCAUUGUAGUCACAAGCGUCUAUAGUAGUGAGCUUACGGAGGAUCACAACAGAGGCAAAUUCCAGUGCUUACUCAUACUUUUUCAUGUAUCAGGAUUUUUAUACGGUUAUGCCUUAGACUAUAGUGUAUUUACACCCAAGAUAGAAUGGAUGCGUGAUUACCAAAAGCAAGGAUGGCGUACAGGGCCGUAUUCAGGGCUACCUCCGAAUGAUGGACUACCACCAACGUGUUGUAAAACAAAGAUGACAGUAUUUAACGAAAUUAUCUAAUAUAGUGAAGUAGUUAUAGUUAAGGGUGUCGCAAAAUAAAAUUUUUAUUCUUGAAAGGAUGCUAAGUUUUACUACAGGUUUUUCAAACUAGACAACAUGGAAAAAUACAUACCAGAGGUAACCAGCUGCUCACUAUGCACAAUUAAUCCGUAGUCAACGAGGGGUAGAGAUGACACUUUUGUACAUGGAAUAAAUAUAAG